Molecule: messenger RNA, 872 nt
Organism: Octodon degus (degu)
Lineage: Eukaryota; Metazoa; Chordata; Mammalia; Rodentia; Octodontidae
Gene: Nol7
Product: nucleolar protein 7
Exons: 8
Coding region: 77-847 (256 amino acids)
Cellular component (GO): nucleus
Molecular function (GO): RNA binding
Source: RefSeq, a predicted model, not a curated record
CGGGGUCGUUCGCGUCGCGCUCUGCUUACGACUCCUUCCGGGUCAGAGGUCAGAGGGUCCGGGGCCCGCUGCCAGCAUGGUGCAGCUCCGGCCGCGCGCCUCCCGUACCCCCGCGUCGGCGGAGGCGAUGGUAGACGAGGGCCAGGCGGCCUCGGAGGAAGAGGUGGAGCAUGGCCUACUGCUCGGGCAGCCCAGCAGCGGCGCGGCCGCGGAGCCUCUGGAAGAAGACGAGGAAGGGGACGAGGAGUUCGACGACGAGGCCCCGGAGGAGCUGACUUUCGCCAGCGCCCAGGCGGAGGCGAGAGAAGAGGAGCGGCGAGUGCGCGAGACCGUGCGCAGGGACAAGACGCUGCUGAAGGAGAAGCGGAAGCGGCGCGAGGAGCUUUUCCUCGAACAGAAGAAAAGAAAACUCCUUCCAGACACUAUUCUAGAACAGCUAAGUACAGCUGCACAGCCUGGCAUAAAGAAAUCACCAGGAAAGCUGAAAGAAGUGAAUUUACAAAAGAAAAGUGAAGAAUGUGAAAAAGGAAAUGACUCCAAGAAAGUUAAAGUUCAAAAAGUACAAUCUGUCAGCCAGAAAAGCUACGUUGCUCUAAGGCUGAAGGACCAAGACCUGAGGGACUCAAGACAGCAAGCAGCUCAAGCCUUCAUACACAAUUCUCUGUAUGGCCCAGGAACCAACAGAACUACUGUAAAUAAGUUCCUGUCUCUUGACAACAAGAGGGCACCAGUGAAAAAGGCCGCAGCCCAGUUUUUGAAUACUGCUUGGGGAGUCCAGAGCAAACAAAAUGCCAAGCGGUUUAAAAAGCGAUGGAUGGUCAGAAGAAUGAAAACAACUAAGAAGUAAAUUAAAGCUAAAUGAGAAGUCUGUA